ACCAAUCAGCAAUGACCCAUGCACUCAAUGCAUCGAUGUGUUUCUGAUCGUACCUAUGCGAUAGCCUGAGUAUUUCUGUGCGAUAAUGCCGAUAAUCAGAGUGUUCCUGUGCGAUAACCUGCAUUAUUGAGCAAAACUACAAGCAACGUUAAAAACAUACUGUAAGAUCUAGUGUUCCUGUGCGCGAUAGUCUUGUAGGCAAAGCUACAAGCCACAUGAAAAACAUUAUAAGACCUAGUGUCCUGUGCACCAUAGCCUUGUAGAUACCUUGCCUACAAGGCCCAGCCUUGUAGCCACAAGUCACAUUAAAAACACUAGUGUUUUUGUGCAAGAUCUUCGCAAGAUCUGUGUGUUCCUGUGCAAGUUCUUUGCAGGCAAAGCCACGAGCUAUUACCAUGCCAUCGUGUGUUAUAAAAAAUUGUACAAAUCGUACAGGGGCAAAAAAUAUAAAAUUUUUUCCAUUUCCAAAAGAACCUGACUUUUUUGAGCAAUGGAUAAAAGCUUGCGGAAAAAAUGAAAGAGAAAUAAAAUUUAAUUCCGCAAGGAUAUGUAGUCUUCAUUUUAAUGAAAACUGUUUUGAAAUGGUAUGGACAAAACCACGACAAAAAAACAUACCUUCUAAGCAAAUGUUACGAUUGAAGGAAGGUUCCAUUCCAUCAAAAUUGUUGAACAUAGAAAAAAAACGAAAGAGGACAUUUGAAGAUAAUGAUGAUAAAAAAAGAAAAAAAGUAUUAAUAUGUACAGGUGUACCAACAUAUGCAGAACUUGUGCAAUAUAUGCAGGAAAAGCAGCAUGCAUAUCUUGAACAAACUACUUCUGAAGAUGUUUGUGAAGAUGAGCAUAAUCUUUCUUUGAACGUUACAACGAAAGUAAUCACUAAUGAAAAAAUUACUUGUGAGGAAAAUGUUUCGGUACAAACAUUAUUGGAGUUAUUAAAAAAGUCGGAAGAAGAAAAGAACAAAUUAUUAAUGGAAAAGGCCGAACUUAUCGAAGAAAAUGAGAAACUUAAUGAUAAGUAUACAAAAUUAAAUUUACAAUUUGAAUUAUUGGAAAAAAAUAUGCAAGAAAAAUCUAUUCUCUCACAAAAAAAAUAGAUAAAGCAAAAGAAACCCAGAAAAUAGCUACGGAUGCUUUACAUAAUUUUUUUACUCUCGGGCAAAUCAAAAUUUUAAUGUCAACAAAUAAUAAUACACGAAUAAAAUGGUUAUCCGAAGCUAUUAUUUCUGCAAUAGCAUUACGAUUAUUAAGUCCAAAAGCAUAUUAAUUUUUAAGAAAUGUUAAACAAAUGCCUUUACCAUGUAUGUUAACUUUAAACAAUUUGUGUGCAACAUUUACUAUACAACUUGGUAUUAAAAAAAAUGUCUUAAAAAUUAUGGAAGAUAUAAGACAAGAUCUUAAUGUAAUAGAUCUAAAAAGAAGGGAACAAAAGAUAUAUGAAUAAAACCCAUAAAACCUAUCAAUUUAUUAUGGCUCGUGGUCUAUUUUGUAAAUGGAAAUAACUCAUUUAUUACGAUUUUGACCAAGCAAUGUCUGCAAACAUUUUACUUUGCCGAAACAAAAAAUAUUAACAAAAAAUGGUUUAUCAUUCAUCCCGCGGAUAAUUCAUUAAAAGUGUUUUUUUACGCAGAUAUUCUGCAUUUAUUAAAAAUGGCACGAAAUAAUUUCUUUGACUCGGGAUUUCGAGUAAAAGGACAUAUUAUUAAUAAAGAUGCUUUAGAGGAAUUAUUAACACUUAAUGAAGAAGAUUAAAAAAUUGCGCAUAAAAUAAGUAAAUUACAUUUAGAUGCCAAGGAGUCACAACGACAAAAUGUUAGAAUGGCAGCUCAAAUUUUUUUGAACAGGAACGCAAUGGCUAUUCAGUGGUGUGGAGAAAAUGGAUUGUUAAAAUCUAGUCACUGGAAAGAAACAGCUAAUAUACUAUCAUUAUUCAACGCUUGGUUUGAUGUUUUUAAUAGUAAAAUUAAAUAUGGACAGCAUAGUGGAGUAAAUGCAUAUGGCAUAAAUUUAAAUAAACAAACUAAAACAAUCAACGAGAUGACACAAUUUAUUGAACAAAUGCGAGUGGGAAAAUCUUCAUUACUACAAUUUCAAAAAGAAAUUUUGUUAUUCAACAAAUCUUUAACAGAAAUGUUCUCCUAUAUUCAAGGGUAAUAUUCGUUCGAAAUGUUUCGAAUAGAAUACAUAAUAAUACGUAGGCUAAAUCAAUAUAUAUUGGAAAAUUUAUUUUCCUAUUUAAGAAUGAUGGGUGGAGGAAAUGAUCAUCUAAUACCAAUAGAAUUAAAAAACCGUUUAAAAUGGUACAUCUUAGGAAAGCAUUUGGUAUCUACAAUUUCGCAAAAAAAAAAAAA
This is a messenger RNA of Monomorium pharaonis (pharaoh ant), 2348 nucleotides long. RefSeq lists its product as uncharacterized. The transcript is spliced from 8 exons. The coding region runs from base 396 to 1094 and encodes 232 amino acids. The record is from RefSeq and is a predicted model, not a curated record. Lineage: Eukaryota; Metazoa; Arthropoda; Insecta; Hymenoptera; Formicidae.